AUGACUCUUGCAAAGCUAUCUACGCUCCUGGCCUCGGCCACUCUUGUUGCCGGUCACGGCUAUGUCUCUAGCAUCGUAGCCGAUGGCAAAAACUACACUGGCUACCUCGUUGACAAGUACUCCCACAUGGAUCCUGCCCCCGAGAGCGUCGGCUGGACAACAACAGCAACCGAUCUUGGGUUCGAAGAUGGCACCGAAUACCAAGACCCGAACAUCAUCUGUCACCGAGACGGAACCAACGCAGCUUUGAGUGCCACUGUCAAGGCUGGCUCCGAUGUUGAGAUCCAAUGGACUACCUGGCCAGAGUCGCACCACGGUCCUGUCAUCACUUACCUCGCCGCGUGCAACGGUGACUGCAGCACAGUCGACAAGGCUGCGCUGGAAUUCUUCAAGAUUGAAGAAGAUGGUCUCAUCGAUGGUGCCUCUCCUCCAGGACACUGGGCCACUGAUGACCUUAUUGCUGCUGGCGGCAAGUGGACUGUGAGGAUCCCUGCUACUAUCGCUGCCGGUAACUACGUCAUGCGCCAUGAGAUUAUCGGUCUGCACUCUGCUGGCAACAAGAAUGGUGCUCAGAACUACCCGCAGUGCUUCAACUUGGCCGUCACUGGUGGUGGAAGUGAUAAGCCCAAGGGCAAGCUUGGUGUGGAGUUGUACACCAACACUGAUCCCGGCAUCUUGUUCGAUCUUUACUCUACCCUUAAGGAGUACAUUAUCCCCGGACCUCCUUUGUACGCGUGA
Penicillium griseofulvum is the source of this 738-nucleotide messenger RNA. Its product is annotated as lytic polysaccharide monooxygenase auxiliary activity family 9 protein. The transcript is spliced from 2 exons. NCBI's taxonomy places the organism in Eukaryota, Fungi, Ascomycota, Eurotiomycetes, Eurotiales, Aspergillaceae. The record is from RefSeq and is a predicted model, not a curated record. The coding region runs from base 1 to 738 and encodes 245 amino acids.